AGAGCCCCGGUAGCCGGAGCAGAUACCCUGUAUGCCCCUUGAACAAGGCGACAAAAUAAUAUCACGUGAUCCAAAAUGGGCAGUCCUCUGACGGUGCUGAAAAAAAGCCAUUUUCUGGCGCUGCUGCAAAUUCUAUCCAAGUCCAAAUAAUUGAGCAGGAUCCUCGCUGGGAGGAGUGGGAAACUUUUAUGUCAUUAUCAGAUCUUUCCUGAUGGAUAAAAUGCAACCCAACCGGAUUAAAAUCACAGAUCUCAAUCCACAUCUCACAUGCCCACUGUGUGCUGGUUACUUCAUUGAUGCUACAACCAUUGUAGAGUGCCUGCACUCCUUUUGUAAAACAUGUAUUGUUGCCUUUCUGGAGACCAACAAAUUCUGUCCUCGAUGUGACGUCCAGGUACACAAGACAUGUCCUCAGCUCAGCAUCAGAGCGGACAAAACUCUACAAGAUAUUGUUUAUAAGCUUGUUCCAGGGUUAUUCAAAGAUGAGAUGAAACGGAGGCGGGACUUUUACGCAGAGAACCGUGUGCUGGAGCCCGGGGAAGUGGUGGAGACGUUUAACAUAGCAGAGGAUGAAAUCAUCAGCCUCUCCAUACAGUUCUAUGAGAGGAACAAAAAUAAUGACAGACAACAUUCUGACAUGGAUGGAGACAAGUCCAAUGGCAAGCGGUUCCUGCAGUGCCCGGCAGCCAUGUCCGUCAUGCACUUAGCAAAGUUCCUUCGAAGCAAGAUGGAUAUUCCCAGCAGCUAUCGGGUGGAGGUGUUGUAUGGGGACGAGCCCCUGAAGGACUACUACACACUAAUGGACAUUGCCUACUUCUACGAGUGGAGACGAACUGGUCCCAUCCCUCUGCAGUACUUGGUCAAACCCACCCGGAAGCGCAGGAGGGUGUCCCAGACCGCCGCUCAGGGCCACUCUGACGGCGUCAACACCAGCCCCACCUCAGAGAGCGACUCCCAAAGCGACAAAGUCCACAGUCCUGCUGCAGCCCAGCCCCCCAGAGCCUCCUCGCUGUCCAGCCCCACGUCCCACAACCUGUCCCCCGCCAUGCGCAGCUCCAACGGUACCACUGUGCCCAACAACACUCAGCGACACUCUCUGGCCUCCAAACCGGGCGCCAACGCUCGGAAGGUGACUGUCAACGGCACGAGCUCCGGGGCCGGUAAAGAGGAGGCGAGGGGGGGCGACAAAAGCGGCUUGCCUCCUCCGACCUAACGUGCGCGCAGAGCAGAGCGGGGAGGACAGUGUUUGAAUUGCUCCCUUCUUUCUCUACCGAGCAAAAAAAAGAAAAGACGAGCCGAAGCCGUCUUCCUGGAGAAACGCGAGGCAGAUAACUGUUGUCUUUCAGCGGACGGACUGAAAAGUGCAGCCAAAUAGACACUUGUAUGUGUGUGCGUGUGUGUGUGGUUAUGUGUGUUAGACUAGAACAAUGCACACAUACAAACUUGUACAGUAUGUAUCAAAUGUGAGCAUGUGUGCAUACAUAUGUAUAAACUAUCUUUUAUACAAGAUAUUGUAAUUGUUUUGUAUUGUAUAUGCAGUAGGUCUGUUUCUUUCCCAUAGUUCAUCAACAUUGGUUUGGCCACAGUAUUACUCGAGACAAAAUGCUGAAUGGCAUUGCAGUGCAAAUCACAGAGCAAGUUGGAUGUAAAAAAAAAAGAAAAGAGAAAAGAUCUAAACCUUGUUUUUGGACAGUCAUGUAUUAACUACUGUAUAAAUGUCCAGUACAAGCAGCCUCUCAUCAGGUACCAUAGGCCCCACGUGUCAUUGAGGAUACUCUGCGUAAAAAUGUUGAUGCACUUUCUCAGUCAGACCACAGAAUCCAAACCAAACCGACAAGCUCUUGGCAAUUGGAGAGGUAUUUUACGUCUAGAAAACUCCAAGCACUUCCACGUUCAAAGCAGACAUUUGUCGAGAGACCGUGCGCUUUUUCUUAUGGCAGACAAGGAACUCAAAAGGGAUUUGAAUAUUUGACCGUGUAUGUUGUAUUUCCAUAAAUUUCAACAUUCCUUUUGUUUCUUUUGAACAUAUGAUACUUUUUUAAUCAGCCAUACGUGCAUGUUUUAGGUCAAUAAAAUGUUUACUUACUAGG
Messenger RNA from Myripristis murdjan (pinecone soldierfish), 2090 nucleotides. Its product is annotated as polycomb complex protein BMI-1. Gene Ontology annotation, biological process: negative regulation of transcription by RNA polymerase II. Lineage: Eukaryota; Metazoa; Chordata; Actinopteri; Holocentriformes; Holocentridae. The transcript has 9 exons. Gene Ontology annotation, molecular function: promoter-specific chromatin binding; metal ion binding. Bases 212 to 1213 code for a protein of 333 amino acids. Gene Ontology annotation, cellular component: PRC1 complex. The record is from RefSeq and is a predicted model, not a curated record.